UUGAGCAACAGCUGCAGAAAGAGAGCUCGCUACCCACGUCUCGAUUUUAAAUACAAGCAUUGCUGCAGAGUUGAAAAGAAAAUGAUUUUGCCGAGACAGUCAAGAGCCAUAGGGAGUGGAACAGAACAAAAGUUUUAAGUCGAUCGGAAAUGAGGAAGAGCCGGGGCUGUCGUCUCAAAUGCCUCAUAAAAAAGCAGGAAACGGAGAAGUGAAAUAACACGCACACGCAAAACGCCGCUACAGCCCAGUUGCCAGGUAGCGAACACACAACAUUGCCAAUGGCGUCGAAUGCUAAACGGCGGGCACGAAGCAUCCGGUUUGAAAUCGGCGAUUUUACAUAUGAAUACCGGGUGUCCAUGUUAAUGCUCCUGCUAUUGAAGCAGAGGGAACAGAGAAAGAAGUCACUUCUCCACAGACUAAUCCUUCUGUCUAAAAUACACCCCGACUUGGCUGACAAAAGAGAACUGGGAGGAUACUAUGCAACCUUGUUGCAGAAACUCCAGCGUUGUCAUCAAGGGGAUAUGAUCACAGGACUUCUGAUGCUGUAUCCUAACUAUGUUAUCCAUGUGGUAGAGUCCUCGAAUGAUGUGUUGUAUUCAGUGAUCCAGGAUCUAAGCGACAUGAAGAAACAACAAGAAAGAACUUUGCUUUUGGAGUCCAAAGUCCUGGUGAUGUCUCACAAUGUUCCCAGCAGACUGUUCCAGCAGUGGGAGUAUAAAAUUGUGAAUGUCUUGGCAAAACGACUGGAUGAUAAUUUGCGAAGGGAGCCAAUAGAAAAGAUCAUCAGUGAAAGCCUCACUUUGCUUCUUAAACUUGGACUAUGGAUACAGAAAGUAUACAAGGAAUCCCCCAACAAGCCAAACGAUUCUGUGCUGGAUGAUGCCCCAGAGCUGAUUAUUCCUCAGAAUCUGAUUGCUCGUCUUGUGGAAUCUAGGCAACUUUUAACAUCUGCCCAAUUUCUGCACAAUUACAGUGCUCCAUUAAAGAGAACAACGGACUCGGGUAGAACUUGUAUGGCCAACACCAGAACAUUUACUGCCUGCCAAAAGAAAGUAAUGGAGCUUGUGAAGAUAUGGGCAAUUUCCUCCUUCAGAGAAAGAGUGAUAUUUAAUUUUUGUUUUAUGGUAGUGCUCUCAAGAAAUGCAAUGCAUUCCAAGAAUUGUUAUGAAAAAAAAUUAAGAUAAUAUUGGGUGUAAACAUAUUUGUAGAGAUUCUAUGAUUGCUAACAUUCAGAGGUGUUUAAGAACUAUUAAAUUUGAUAUCAGUAAGUUAGAGAAAAAUAUUUUAAAAGUUAAUAAGAGUAAAAUUAAUGAGGAACAUCAAGAAUCAAGAUUUCUGGUCAAGAUGUUGCCUGCGUACAAUACUCCUUCGGUCGACAUCCUGAUAGAUCAUGAAGCCAUGUAGUUCACUUCUUUAGUGUCUUCUACAUUUGCUUUUCCUCUUGAGUGUAAUUCUGGAACUGUUGGAGCCUGUAAUUUGCAGUUUGGGGAUUGUUUGAGUGUUGCAGCGCUCUGCAAUUUCGGAGAGGAUUCCAUGAGGCAGAGGUGGCGUGCGGGGGCAGGCUGCAGGACGUGGCACGGUCUGAUGUUUGACUCCAUUUUGCCAAAUAAAACUUCCAUUGUUCGCCUUUUAAAGCAAUAAGGGAGAUUGAAGCAAUGAGGCGUAUGCAGACUUUUUGGAGAUCGUUUAGGUGUUUCAACACUCUGCAGUCUCUGAGAGGUUUCCAGGAGACAGAGGCAGCAUGCGCGAACUUCAUGGCAAGAAGGCUGCGGGAAAGGGUGCAAGCCAUUGUUCCUCUCCAUUUCACCGAUUAUAGCUUCCAUUGUUGCCCGAUCAAAGCAACGAUGGAGUUUGACACAUCGAGGCGAAUGUGGAGGGUCAGUGCUGGCUGCUUGCCUUUUGAUUGCUGGAAUUCGCUCUGCACCUUGAGAGCCUGCCACUGUGCUCAGAGAAUGUUCCCCAGGUUUUCUGCAUUUUGGAUGUGGACUUGGACUGUAGACAUUUUUCAGUGUUAUAGAUUUUGUAUUCUCUGCUUUUUCACCUGAUCUUUCUCAUUUUUUUGUGUGUGGAGGUGGGGAUUUGGGGGCUGAUGUGCCUGUUCCAUUUUUGUUUGGCUUUUUUUUGGUGCAAGGUGGGCGGGAUUUGGGGGGUAAUGAUUCUGCUGCCAUUUUAUUUCUUUCCUGGUUUCAUGACUAUCCGGAGUAGAAGAAUUUCAGAGUUGUACCCUUUGAUAAUAAAUGAACCUUUGAACAUGAAAUCAUA
Messenger RNA from Mobula hypostoma (lesser devil ray), 2262 nucleotides. Its product is annotated as testis-expressed protein 47. The record is from RefSeq and is a predicted model, not a curated record. The transcript is spliced from 8 exons. Gene Ontology annotation, molecular function: FAD binding; blue light photoreceptor activity. Lineage: Eukaryota; Metazoa; Chordata; Chondrichthyes; Myliobatiformes; Myliobatidae. The coding region runs from base 279 to 1184 and encodes 301 amino acids.